UCAGGUUGUCCUAACUCAUCUGCCCAGGUGUUGAUGAUGCAGGUCAACACCCUUGUUGUUGCCAACUGACAUGGAUAGCCUCUACAUAUAUGCAUCUGCAUGUGCUGGUUAGCAAACGCAAGCAUGGACCUACUCAUCCGAUCAAUAAACAUUAUAUGCUUGGCGUAUAAGUAUGGCUCAGGUGGGGCAUUAAGUAGUACAGAUGAGAGGAAAACUGCCUUCAAAGACCUCCGUGAUUUGCCAACGGGACAUGGAUUCAGCUUCUAGACCUUCUUCUCUGUUUGUCAUUGCUCUGACUAUCUUGGCCCUGCAAUGGCCGAAGGGAACAACGGCCUUUCCCACAAUGCCCCUCUCCAGCCUGUUUGCCAAUGCAGUUAUAAGGGCACAGCAUCUCACCUGCUAGCAGCUGAUACCUUCAAGGAGUUUGAACGUUCCUACAUCUCAGAAGCCCAGCGGUACUCCAACAAAAACUCUCCAUCUUCAUACUGUUAUUCUGAAACCAUCCCUGCACCCACAGGGAAGGAAGAUGCCCAGCAAAGAACGGACAUGGAGCUUCUCAGGUUUUCGCUGACUCUCAUUCAGUCCUGGCUAGGUCCUGUACGGUUCCUAAGCAGGGUGUUCACUAAUAGCCUGGUCUUUGGGACUUCGGACAGAGUGUAUGAAAAACUCCAAGACUUGGAAGAAGGUAUCCAGGCUCUUAUGAGGGAGCUGGAGGACGGGAGCUCACGGGGUGUUCAGCUGCUCAGACCCACCUACGACAAAUUUGACGUCAACCUCCGGAGCGAAGACGCUCUGCUGAAAAACUACGGCCUUCUGUCCUGCUUCAAGAAGGACCUGCACAAGGUGGAGACCUACCUGAAAGUGAUGAAGUGCCGGCGUUUCGGGGAAGUUAACUGCACCAUCUGAGGGGAGAAGUACCAUUUCCUAAGGCCUGGAGUUAGUGCGCUGCUGGUGCCUCUGCU
This is a messenger RNA of Lacerta agilis (Sand lizard), 962 nucleotides long. Its product is annotated as somatotropin-like. Gene Ontology annotation, biological process: positive regulation of receptor signaling pathway via JAK-STAT; growth hormone receptor signaling pathway; response to nutrient levels. Gene Ontology annotation, cellular component: extracellular region. The record is from RefSeq and is a predicted model, not a curated record. Gene Ontology annotation, molecular function: growth hormone receptor binding; hormone activity. NCBI's taxonomy places the organism in Eukaryota, Metazoa, Chordata, Lepidosauria, Squamata, Lacertidae.